UGCGAAAGCAACUCCCAAAGCUGAGCUACGGGCAGUCUGUAGCAGACACUCGUGGAGAGUAGUGAUAAUGGAGUGAAGAAAUGCAGCCAUGUUGUCGUUUAUUGCGUCUUCGUAGUGGUUAUGUGCAUUAUUUAUCAGUGUGUGUGAGCUAAGAAGAGUGGUGCUGUAGUACUUUAUCUUCUAUAGGGAUUUGUGUCACUAAAAUGAGUUGGGGAACGGAACUAUGGGAUCAGUAUGACAAUAUAUCUCUCCACACGCAGAAAGGAAUAGACUUUUUAGAAAAAUAUGGGCAUUUCAUCCGAGAUCGCUGUACAAUCGAGUUGGAGUACGCCGGGAAGCUGCGGAGGCUAGUGAAAAACUAUCAACCUAAGAAGAAAGAUGAAGAAGACUAUCAGUAUAGCCCUUGCCGGGCAUUCAAGCAUGUGAUGACAGAAGUUAAUGACCUCGCAGGACAGCACGAAGUAAUUGCGGAAAACCUCCAAGCGAAUGUUAUAAGGGAACUUAAUAUCCUAGUGAAAGAUAUAAAGGAAGAACGGAAAAAGCAUCUACAGGAUGGUGCACGUAUGGUGCAGAAUUUAAAUACACAAAUUUUAAGCCUCGAUCGUGCAAAGAAGAAUUAUGAGAAGGCUUUCAAGGAAGCAGAGCGUGCAUUAGAAAAUUUUCAGCGUGCAGAUGCAGACUACAAUUUAUCCAGAGCAGAGGUUGAGAAGCAGCGAAUGAAUAUGGCAAUCAAAUCACAGCAGUGUGAAGAGACAAAGAACGAGUAUGCAAAUCAGCUGCAAAAAACUAAUGAACUGCAGAAUCAACAUUACCAUAUCCUUAUGCCAGAUGUAUUCCGACAGUUGCAAGAGCUGGAUGAGAAACGCAUUAAGAACAUCAAAAGUUUCAUGAUACAGUCUGUAGACAUAGAAAAAAAUGUUUUUCCUAUCAUCAUCAAAUGUUUGGAUGGGAUUGUGAAUGCUGCAGAACAAAUCAAUGAGAAAGAAGACACACAACUUGUGAUAGAAAGGUAUAAAUCGGGGUUUCAACCCCCAGAAGACAUACCUUUUGAAGACCUGAGUGCAAUUAAAAGUGGUGAAAUGCCACCACCAAUAAACCCUGUACCUAUUACCACUCUUAGGCCUGAAGCUAUGACAGUGAAAGGAACUAUGUCAUCUGGGAAACUUAAGAAAAGAGUGGGAUUGUUUGGGAUCUUCAGUUCCACUAAGAACAAUUUCUCUGCAAAUGCUGACAAUAAGGAGGAUUACAGUGAUCUGCCACCAAAUCAAAGGAAAAAGAAACUACAGCAAAGGGUGGAAGAGAUAACAGCAAAAAUUCAGCAAGAAACAGCUGCAAGGGAUGGACUAAUGAAGAUGAAAGGUGUUUAUGAACAGAACCCAGCACUAGGUGAUCCUAUGUCGAUAGAAGGUCAACUGAAUGAAAGUGGUCACAAGCUGGAUAAGCUGCGUCAGGAACUUCAGAAAUACCAGAUGUAUCUGGAAGAAGCAAACAAGCCAGCAGUUAGCCCAUCUGCACCUAGCAGAAGAAGUAAAAGUCAUUACAAUGGAGCACACUUACAGCAGAAUCACAGAAAUAGUGGCGGCUCAGGGGGAGAAGAGGAUUCUCUGAGUCGGUCAGCAUCCGACUCAAGUGUUUCCAACCCUACUCUAAACCACAAACACUCAGCUCCUGGAACGCCACUGCCAUCCCAUGGCUCCUCAAACAGCCCUGAGUCUGGACUUGGGACCUCUCACACGAGUUUGCCUGACUCUGACAAUGAGCACGGAGAUAACGAUCCUGCCCCUGGGGAUUACUGUGAUGGAGACUUGCUGCCUGCUCUGGGAGUAUGUAGAGCUCUUUAUCCUUUUGAAGCUACCAGUGAAGGCUCAAUACCAAUGCACGAUGGGGAGGAGCUCUUCAUCAUUGAACUUGAUCAGGGUGAUGGAUGGACCAGAGUGAGGCGACAAAAAGAUGGUGAAGAGGGAUUUGUGCCCACAUCGUAUAUUGAGUGCAACUUGUAUAAAUAUAACAGCUGUUAGGGAGUGAUAUAGUCUGAAUAAUCCUAACACACUGACAAUUUGCACAGCAAUUGAGUGUGGAUGUUGUGAUGUUUUUGAAGCAACUGGCUGCAGGGAUUGAAGAAAAAUAUUGCUCAUAUUCGAUUCUGAGUAUCAACUGCUGACAGAGAAGCUGUGACUUAUUUGUAUAUAUGAUCUUUUGUAUACUUAAUGGCUUUUCCUGUUUCGCAGGCUGAAGGCGUACUAUGUAACAUUUGUCUUGUUAUUCUCUGACUGCAUUGCAUUUGGCAAUAUGAAAUUGACUGUAAUUUGAAAAAUGUAAUUGUGCAUUGUUAAGAAGUUUGUGAAACUUUUGACUGUUAAUGAUAAGUUAGUUAACCGUCACCAUAAAUGUCAUCAUAAUGUAGUUACUCGUGCUCCAUGUAAUUUUUUUUAAAGAAUUACUGGUUAGCAAAUCUUUCUUUCAUUCUAAAAUAUUUAUACAAAAUAAUGUGCUUUGAAUACAGCAUAUAUUUCCAUAUUGUCAUUUACUGUCUCUGAUACUCAGGUGGGUAUAAUUAAUGCAGAGAUUGUAAAUAUAUUUUCCAUAUACAACAUGCAAAUUAAUACUUUAGGUGUAAAUAAAUGGCAACUGUGCUUGUCCUUUUUAUAUAUGACAGUUUUUGUUAAUAUUUUCAUCUUAAUGACAUUGCAGUAUGCUGUUUAAACUACCAGCAGGCUGUGGCAUAAUAUUUAUUCCAGAAUUGUAAAAAUAUAAAUACACAAUUUCAAAUAAGUA
Molecule: messenger RNA, 2775 nt
Organism: Schistocerca americana (American grasshopper)
Lineage: Eukaryota; Metazoa; Arthropoda; Insecta; Orthoptera; Acrididae
Gene: Cip4
Product: formin-binding protein 1-like
Exons: 12
Coding region: 204-2018 (604 amino acids)
Biological process (GO): signal transduction
Molecular function (GO): protein binding
Source: RefSeq, a predicted model, not a curated record